UGCUGCUGGUGCCCGCGAACGGGCUGGUAAUUGAGAACAGCCGUUUGUAUUUGCAGAGAGACUUCCUCGCUUCUCUUAAAGGCGCAGGCGGAGCCGCGGGAGAAGAAGCGAGCAUAUUAUUAUUUUUUUGUGUGUGCGAUUUUUUCCCUCCCGAUUGGGCGAGGAUAACAUAUAAGUAAUGUGUAAAACAAUCAGUGCAACAAUUUAAAAAAAAAACACGCCAUCUUGCGGGCAAAGUGGUUCGUUGGAUUUUCUCUCUCCACACUCUUUUGUAGCGCUCAAAGAAGUGGUCGCUUGCUCGCCAUGGCUUCCAAGUUUCUGCGGGCGGUGGUCUUGGGGCCCCCCGGCUCGGGCAAAGGCACCGUGUGCGAGAGGAUCGCCAAGAGUUUCGGCCUCCAGCACCUUUCCAGCGGGCAGUUCUUAAGGGAGAACAUCAGGGCCAACUCCGAUGUGGGCAUAUUGGCAAAGCAGUAUCUUGAGAAAGGCCUUUUGGUGCCAGAUCAUGUAUUCACACGUGUCAUGAUGACAGAACUGCAGAAAAUGCAGAGCCAGCCUUGGUUGCUUGAUGGUUUUCCAAGGACGUUGGGUCAAGCUGAAGCACUUGACAGAAUAUGUGAACUGGAUCUCGUAAUCAGCUUGAACAUCCCAUUUGAGACUCUGAAAGACCGCUUAAGUGCUCGUUGGAUUCACCCAGCUAGCGGGAGAGUGUACAAUAUGGAAUUCAACCCGCCUCAAGUAUAUGGUGUUGAUGAUGUUACUGGUGAACCAUUAAUCCAACGAGAGGAUGAUAAACCAGAAGCUGUUGCUGCCAGACUAAGAAAAUACAAAGAUGCUGCAAAACCUGUGAUUGAAUUGUACAAGAGCAGAGGGAUCCUGCACUCAUUUUCUGGGACUGAGACCAACAAAAUCUGGCCGUAUGUGUACACACUGGUGGCCAGCAAGAUUCGUCCAAUCCAAGCAGAAGAAGCAAACUAAGCAUCUCCAGAACAAGGAUGAAAAUUGAUACUGUACAUUUUUGUUUUGUUUAUGGUGUGCUGUAUCUGUGCUCUGCCCCUUUAAAAAAAGAGCUGUUGUUCCUGGUUUCUCCUGGAGAAUAACUGUGGAAACCCAUCCUGGUUGAAAGAUUGCAGUGUAGAGAAUCCUGGCUCUAAGUAGAUAAAGCAUUUGUGCAUGGAGUUCAAGUAGUUCUAACUGGUUAUGCAGAAACAGAUGUACCUGAGCAGGAAUACAGAACUGGGCCUUCUACAUACCGUGAAUGUUUUAUGAAUGUUUUGAAAGGAUUUAUUUAACAUUCCACAGUAGUUUAAAAAAAGAGUUCGCUAGAUGUAUCUUCCGUGCAACAAGUGCUUGGAAACUAUAUUGCAUUGCAUAGGUUAAACAAUAAAUGUGUUUUUGAGUGUUUAGUA
This is a messenger RNA of Pogona vitticeps (central bearded dragon), 1406 nucleotides long. It is a transcript of the gene AK4, whose product is annotated as adenylate kinase 4. Gene Ontology annotation, molecular function: ATP binding; AMP kinase activity. Gene Ontology annotation, biological process: nucleobase-containing compound metabolic process. Gene Ontology annotation, cellular component: mitochondrion. Lineage: Eukaryota; Metazoa; Chordata; Lepidosauria; Squamata; Agamidae. The record is from RefSeq and is a predicted model, not a curated record.